This is a messenger RNA of Ectocarpus sp. CCAP 1310/34, 225 nucleotides long. The record is from the annotation of a GenBank genome assembly. Lineage: Eukaryota; Phaeophyceae; Ectocarpales; Ectocarpaceae.
GGAGGGGGUAAACACCAGGGCUUUUUUCUUCUUGUUAAUUCUUUUCAUGCCCCACCUUCCUCCUGCGGUGCGUGCUGAAUUUUUAUUUUUAUCGCGAGAAGGGUCCAGCCGUCCCUUUACCCCGUCAACGGUGCUAACGUCGAAGUUUGGUACUCACGAGAGCUUGUCAGCUAUAUUUCGCUUUCAUCCGCACAUUUCGUAAAAUUUUCACCCCAUGGGGGUUCG